AAUCAGCAGGGCUCGGCCCUUGAGGGCCGUGAGUUGAAUAGCCCUGAUGUAGAGAAUGGCUUGUGCAUCCUAAAGUUUUGCCAAAGUGAUAAGGUCCGUCAGUAGAAGUUCACCAUCUGCUGGUGCCGAGGCCUUUGGCAUUCCGGUCGUUGAGUCUGACGGGCCCCUUGAGCUGCCUCUGUAAUGACCCUCCAAGCCGCAGGGCCCUUUCCACUUUUCAGUGGGCGUCUGGUCUUACUGCCUGAAGACAAAUGAAGCUGAGCCACAGAAAAGGGAGCAUUGAGCUGAGAGAAGACCUGAUUUCACUGAUGAAUAAGGAAGGACGACUCCCGGAGAUCCGUAUCAGGUACCCAUCCGUCUCUGCCCGCCAUGGACAUCACGAAGGGAAGCCUGGACGAUAUCUCCCGCCCGGCGUCCAGUGAGCGUCCUCGGCCCGGAAGCCGAGUGUCGUUGCGGGAAGGUGUGCGGGUUAACCAGGACACCCCGUACGGUUUGGCGGUCCUAAGCCCCGACAGCGCUGGGACGGAAACUCCUAAUUAUGGCCAAAAGGGGGCACCAGACAAUGAGUUCCCGGUUUCCUCUGAAGAUCAAGCAUGGUUAGAUGGCAUGGACCUUUUUCAUGGAGAAGAAGAUGAAGGAAGACAGUUGGAUCAAUUGGGAAGACAUUCUUCAGAGUCAGAAGGAAAGUCAGGCGACUUUUAUACGGAAGAAUCUGAUGAGGAGAAUAAAACUCCAGUCCUUCAGGAAGCCAUUAGGAAAAUGAAAAAAUUGGACAAAAUUUUAGCGCAGAAGAUCUCCAAAGAAAAAGCUGUGAAAGCGAUGGGGAAGGAGCUGCAGGUGAAAAUGUGGAAAGAACUUAAGGACCUAAGGACAAAACCAGAACGUGCCGAUGAGGCUGAAAACACGCGACUUUAUUUGGCUCUAGGAUCUACUAGCUCCUAUGGCCCUAGUGAGGACGGGGAUUUUGUUCCCAUAUUUGGGACUCAGAUUUCACAAGAUGGGUAUGAUGUAGAAGAAAAGAAUCUGGAUGAAGGCAACGGAGUCCAGUGCAAAGCAACAGACUGCAUUGAAUUUGAUCUUGAGGAGCCGGUGCCAGAUCGGCCAGACUGCAGACGGAGUGGAGUCGUCGGGGCCAAGAGAAAAAAGGACUUUGUUAAGAAAAACAUAGAGCUGGUCCGGGAUGCUGGGAGCCAGGUGCUGAUGACACAAGCUGAGAAGCAGAGACUGGCAGAGCUCCUGCAAGACCUUGAGGAGUGUAACACGAGCCCUGAAGGAGAUGAGCUUCCAGGUCACCUAAAAUUGCGUGCCGUUGCCCCUUCUGUGGUUUCGUUUCACGGAAUCAAUAAAGCUUCAGCACCCUGGAGAGCUCAUCGGGUAGAUCCCACUCUGUGGGCUGUGCACGUACCUGCUGGAGAAGGUUACACCCCCGAGCCUGCAGAGCUAGACCAGUUGCAUUACAUUGACUCCAGACUUUCUCAAAUCCUUCCUGUGGAGGGCUUUCUGUCUGUGUGCAGCCCCUAUUUCUGCUGCAGUUCAUCCAAGGGCCGGGGGGCUGGACGGAGCCAUGGAGACGAGCAGCUGCCGGGAGAGAAGGUCCUCCAGGACAUAAGGGAGACGCGCGGGCAGGAGGUGCGCCUGAAGGAGAUUGAGGAGCAACUGGAACGCCUGGGUCACGAGCAGGAGAGCACACUUGGAAGUCCCCCCUUGCUGGAGGAGCAGCUCAGGACACUGCUGGAGGACUGCAUGCUGUCACUGAGGAGCGCAUCCGUCUGUGGGUCCGUGGAGGGAAACGCAUCCCCCAGGGCUGCCAGUGAUGGGCCCAGCAGACGCCUGUCCACAGACUCUUUCUGAUUGGCUGAGAAGUGGCUAUGGUGCGGCAUUGAUUCUGCAAUGAAGUAGCUCCUCCCUCAAUGAUAGUCCGGCCAGUCAGGUGAUCCUCAAGCAUCCUUAACAUACUGUUGACAAAGUUAAAGGGCAUUGCAAGGGAUAUUCAGCAUACCUACAUUCAGUACUUCAAACACACAGUCAGUAUGCCAGCUGAUCCAGUACAAGAGUGUUGGUAUCACUGGAUGAUACUUGUGGAUACAUACCUGAAAUGUAUGAAGAUUCUUUGAUAGUAAAGGUAUCCAUUGUAGUUACAUUAAAACUGAUCAUAUUUAUUAUCAGAGGAAUUCUGGAUUAGCUGGCCAAUGUUCAACUAAAAACUCACACUAGGUGAUCCGUAAAUGGCACGAGCACAUUUGACCCCCAGAGUCCAGCUUGUUGGAUUAGGGUGAUCGCCAUGCCAAGGCAUGGUACGCUGAAAUGCGCCCAGGCCUUCUUGAAGAGGUUGCCCUGGGCAUGGUUCAGUUGGACUCGGGUAAGGUAUGCAUUUAGUGUGAUCGCUAACUGUGUCAGAGCAUGGAACACAGACAUAAUGACAGUAAUGCAACUGCCACAUGCAUGCGCACAGGUACUCUAUACAUGAACAGAACCGGAACGAUCAGCUAGCCUGUGCAGAUCAGGUAUCGACAAACAUUUAACAUGGCAGCAAAGGGAUCACUUUGGCCAAUGGCAGAGGUACAGUGUUUGCUGGAAAUUUGGGCUGACAAGACUAUCUAGGAACAACUGGAUGCAACACACAAAAACCGAGAUAUCUGGAAAAAUCUUAUACGUGCAACACAAUAAAACGAACACGAUUGCAUUGAAUCCACAAUAAAUCUACAAGAGGGCCAUUUGUCAUCGUGCCCAAAAGGACUCCAAAUAAGCCACAAAAUAAGAACAUUCAUCAUGAAUUCCAUUAAAAGUGUGAUAGCACUUUUUUUCCUAUGUGUUCUUCAAAGCAAAAAGUCACACGAUGAUGAUGAAAGCAUGCUAGGAUCCAGAAUGUUAAGCACAAUGCAAGGGCAGACCAGUGGAGGAGUGGGGAGGGGGAAAGUCCUGCUCAGGCACGAUGUAAGUGAACCGGGCCAAGUGUGAGUAUCCCUUUAGCUGUAUGAAUAGUAACCUGUAAUAUACAAUUCUCAAUAAAUACUUACAAACAACUACACAGUCAAAACAAUUCCACAAGUGCUUCUUUUUUCAAAAUGUAGUCCUUAAUUUCCAUAAAAAAUGGAAUUAAGCAGGAGCAAUAACAGUUGAAAGAGGUCUGAAAGUUCCAUUUAUCUGCUAUUAUUAUUUUUCAUGGGAACUCCAUUGAUAUAGCUAUUCUGAUAAGAUUUCAUGGGGGAAACCCAAUGGGUAGAUUCUUUCUGGUGGGCUGGUCAGAGAAGGGUAAUUGGGCUGGAAGCAAUGGGGUUAUGGUGGCCAUGAUGUUCUAAGUGGCAAAUGGGAACAAAUGCAUGGUGUAACACUCUGUCAGGUGAGCCAUGCCAGUGAAAAGGGUGGCGAAGAAAUGCCCCAAAUUCCAGCCUCCACAGGUAAGUCUGCUUAUCCUAAGGAAGCAGUCAGUGGGACAAUUCUGUGGCGAAAUGCUAGUGAUCCCUGUUGUUCCUUUGGUAGCACACAGCACAAUAACAAGAAAAACACAGCCAUGUGCUUUAAUGCAUGGUUUCAAAGUGAUUAUGGUUGCUGAAAUUAUGAUCGUGAUGGAGAGAGAAUGUUAUAAUUGACUGUUAGGAAACCACUUCUAGUACCAGCUGGCUGAUCUUAAGAGCUUUGUUUGUACCUUGAGGCUAAUAGAGAACUGUUUGGAGCAUCUGGCCACAGCAGAACUGAUGCCAAGCUUGGGGGUGUCGGGUUAAUUCAAAUAAUAAUUACAUAAAGAAGGCCAUGACUGCUACAGAGAAAAAAGUUUGGCUGCUAUGACUUUAAAUGUCAUAUCUUCCCCUGCAAUAUAGUAAAAUCUUCAACAUUUAAUUCACAGGAUAAUUAGCAGGCUAAAUUUUCGUGGUAUUGAUUUCACUUGACACAGUGGUAUCUGAGGCAUUUUACUGACAUUAAGCUUUGUACUGCAUUUGUAUGUAUUCAAUGUUUAUAUAAAAAAAAGCUCUUGAAUCGCAGAAGAGCGAGACUCACAGCCUUUCCUAACUGUGUCUAGGCGCCGAAUGCCAUGACGUGAGAAGGGAGUGUUCCAAUCCUUUCUACACAAAAUCCUUACCAUUUCAUUCCCGCUAGCCUGACGUACAAUUCACAAGAGGCUGCCAAGUACUUCCCCAUCAUGCUUAGGGCUGGAUUUCUAUACUUUCCCUAGAGGGAUGUAAUUCUUACACUUGGGGGUCUCUCACAUUGUUAUGACAGCCUGUAGACAAGAGUGCCUAGAGGCAGUGUUACCAAACCAGAAUCCAAAAUCCACAUUUGUUUUCCUCCCUUUGAGCCUUUGCUUUAGCAGCUUGAAUACCUAACAUCUUGUUGCAUUUAACCAGGCAGUUCUCCUGAGUGUAACCCAGAAUGGAAUGCUUGCACUGCCUGCUGUCAGCUUUCCCUGGUAUCCUCUGUGUGUGUGUGGGGGGGGGGGGCAGAUGGGAAGGUUAUAGAGGAGCCAGUUCUGUGAGUGCAUAUGACAUGUUAGUACAAACUUCUGCAGUGAUGUUUUUGACUUGAGGUGGCAUGGAAGCCCAGUGUCUCUGUGCAGGUAAUAGGAAGCCAGACAGCAAAGCCUGCCUCUUAGAAGAAUGUGCUAGAUAAGUGAGAAAGCAUUUCCUCAGCUCCUUCAUAGUUUGUUCUCACAUGGUCUUAAAGUAAAUACUUGGUGAAUUAAACAGCCACAGCUCACCUGUGUAAUGUUGACAGUCGAACAGAUUUGGUAAAUAUGUGGCAGGGAUCACUGUGGUUUGUCGAUAAGUGCAUAAUUCUUUUGGAACUGACAUACUAUUCUCUGCGGACAUUUCUGAGAAACUAUGAGGGGUCUGAAGAGACUGUGAGGGGUCUGAAGAGACUGUGAGGAGUCUGAAGAGACUGUGAGGAGUCUGAAGAGACUGUGAGGGGUCUUUUUCCUUUUCCUAGUUGGGUGCUCUUGUGCAUUUCUGUUGGAAAAUGAUGACAUUCUCUCUGCAAAUUCUCUCUGGAGUCUAACUGUUUGUGGUCUCUCAAGUUCAAGGGCAGGAUCACUGCGAUUGGGCAUUAUUUUCAGUGUGUAAGUGUUGACAUGAUGUAUACUGAUAUAUAAUCUUUGAAGGCCUCCUGGAUUAGUUUUAGAAUAUCUGCAAAUGAUCAAAUGAACCUUUCUGUAUUUUAUUUAAGUGGUUAU
Molecule: messenger RNA, 5167 nt
Organism: Paramormyrops kingsleyae
Lineage: Eukaryota; Metazoa; Chordata; Actinopteri; Osteoglossiformes; Mormyridae
Gene: fsip1
Product: fibrous sheath interacting protein 1
Source: RefSeq, a predicted model, not a curated record